Schizosaccharomyces octosporus yFS286 is the source of this 5061-nucleotide messenger RNA. Its product is annotated as C2 domain-containing protein. Bases 339 to 4859 code for a protein of 1506 amino acids. Lineage: Eukaryota; Fungi; Ascomycota; Schizosaccharomycetes; Schizosaccharomycetales; Schizosaccharomycetaceae. The record is from RefSeq and is a predicted model, not a curated record. The transcript has 2 exons. Gene Ontology annotation, molecular function: lipid binding.
CAAUGACUUUGUCGUACGAAUCAGUAUACCAGCGCCAUUUCAAGCUUUCUACUUGACUUGUACCAAGUAGAAGGAUCCUGGUGAAACUGGAAAAUCACUAUCUGUACAGUGGUUUUUUAACAGAAAUUCUUAAAAUUGACAAAGAUUUAACAAAUAAAUGUUUCAUUAGUCAUUGGUGAAACUACGCGUAGCAAGUCAAUACAUUAACUUCCGCAGAGAUAAUCUGCACAUCUUUUUCUGGCACCAUUCUAAAAAGAAUUUCCUCUUUUUUUUACCUUUUCGUUUACUUUAUUUGCUAGUCUUUUUCUUCGCUUUCAAUUCCUGAGAGAAAUAACCGAAUGGGAGGGGAUCAGCCUUCAGAUAUUCAUCCUAUCCUAUCCCAUACUACAAGUAUCGUUAUGGAUGCUUCUACGAAGCCCCAGGAAGAGUUUCAAUCUAUUGUCGAAGAGGCAAGGUCUGCACCCCAGCUUCCUGAGCGUUCAGCUGAAUUCAAGGAACAGGCUGCAAGAAUGACCGAAAGUUUUAUGCCUGCUCCCACUCGGGCACCUCCAAAUCAACCAUCAAAUCCGAGUGUCUCUUCUAGUAUGGGAAACGUGUCGCCCGCGCAAACUGGAGAGUUACCGUUGGGUUCUUCUGCUCCUGUCAGCAAGGUCUCUACUCCGGUACCCACUCGUCUACCUCCUAGCCAACCAACAAACUCAAGUGUCUCUUCCAGUAUGCGAAACAUGUCACCUGCACACAUUGGGUCACCCGCAUUGGUUGGAGGCUCGCGAAUGGGUACCACUCCUCCUGCUUCCAAGACGGCAACUCCCCUGCCCACUCUUGAGACAUCUAGUCCACCGACAGAUCCGGGCUCUUCCUCCAGUGUGAAAAAGGUAGAACCGGUACAGGUCGGAGCUGCCCAAGCGAGUCCUCCUAGUCCUGUUCCUGUUAUUAGUCCUCCGGUGGGUAAUUCACCAAAGACGCAAAAGCCUGAUGAACCCAGCGGUAAGGAUGCAAAUUUACCCAAUAGCGAAUCUGCUAAAGCCGUGAAUCCCCAACAAGAAGAGGCUGAUGCUCUCAUUGGUUGGAGAUCUUUACAUAAGACAAGUGUCGAGCAAAUGCGUACAUUUAUUCAGGAUGCCUCGUCCAUCUUUGAAUGGAACACUGGUCGUGUUGAACGCUCUGUCUUGGAUAUGUAUCUACCUGGUAAAUUGAAUGGUCAGUGGUGGCAGAGCUCUCUAAUAUUAGCUGCCGUUUCUAUUUUGAGUUGGUUAGCAUCAAAGUUCUUUUUCUGUCGCUGGCAAAUCCUUCUCGUUAUUAUCGCCGCUAGCACAUUCGUUUAUGGUUCCAAUGCUAUUGCUCUUCGUCGCACAGUGCGUGAUGAAGUUGUCCGCGAGAUGUUGAAGAAUCCUUCUAAUGUGGAUUAUGAAACUAUGGAUUGGUUUAACAUUAUUUUCCAGCGCCUUUGGAUGUUGAACGAGCCAAUGAUUUCUCGUAUGAUAGUUACUAACGUUGAGCAAACUGUAGCCGAGUAUCUUCCUUCCUUUGUUCCCGAAGUUCGUUUUUCUUCUUUCACCUUAGGAUCAAAGGCACCCCGUAUUGACGGAAUCCGAACUCAUCUUGCUACUGAACCUGAUAUGAUUCUAAUGGAUGUUGAUUUUAGCUACACACCGAAUGAUACUUUGGACAUUACAGGUGCUUCUUAUUGUCGUGUAAAUUCAGCCGUAUCCCUUCGUGUAAAGGUUGGUAAGGGAAAAUUCAUGGCUAAGCUUCCUGUUUCUACCAAAGAUAUUUUUGUGUCAGGACAGCUUCGUUUACGUUUUAGAUUAUCUGAAGAAUUUCCUUUUAUAAAAACGGCUUCUGUUAGUUUACUAAGCACUCCAAAGAUUUCUGCUACCGUUCGCCCCUUUGACUUUAGUCUGUUCGAUAUUGAUGUGUUCUACAUCCCCGGGUUUAAUCAAUUCUUACAUGAACAAAUGACAACGAUUCUAUCUCCUCUGGCUAUGUGGCCGAACAUGCUUGAUUUGGAUCUUUCUUCUCUUAUGGCAGGUGUCGCUCCAUUUGCUCCAGUGGGUGUGAUUGCUGUCAAGGUUUCUUCUGCUCGUCGCAAUGAAUACUUUAAAUCUCGUACUACUAAACCUUCUUCUUAUGUCGCAGUUGUGACCAAUGGUCGUGAACAUGGACGCUCUCCUGUUCGGGGAAAUACGUUUACACCUAACUUUGACCAUACAAUAUAUGCUGUUGUUUCCUCGUUGAAUGAUCCCCUUGAGUUAUCUUUAUUCGAUCCCGAAAGCCCUUCGUUACCCUUUGGUACUACUUACAUUAACACGCGGUCUCUUGUUGAGAAUGGAUUCGUUAGUGACGUUCAGCCCUUAUUGUUUAACGCCGUAAAUCAAGGGUCAAUUGCUUAUGACGCUACUUUUUUCCCUUCUCUAUUCCCGAAGAAGACAUUGGAUGGCAAUCUAAUCGAACCUCCUGCUACGCCUAAAGGUAUCUUACAAUUGUCACUUGACAGGAUUAACAACCUUACUGACCUAUCUACUUUCGACAAAAAGUCACAAAUAAUGUACAUUGUUUCUCUUGAUUCAAGAGAAAUUGGAUCAAAAACUUUGAAGUAUGCUGACAAAUCACCUACUCCUGUCAGUCUAUCUUCAAUGGCUUAUAUUGAAAAUCGCGAAACUUCCAAGAUACAAAUAACUGUUGUCAAGAAGAUUAAGAAGGAGCCUGAUCAGGUUAUCGGAAGUACGGUAAUUCCACUUAAUAAACUGCUUGCUGCUGAAGGUAAUCAAUCAACAUAUGCCCUCAAAGAAAAGCCCUCCUCUACUAUUGAUAUUACAUCUUCCUGGAUUUCCGUAAAUGUUACGGAAGAGAAGAGUGCCGAAUCCUACCUCAAAGAUUUGAUAGGUGUUAUGCGUAUUAGCACCAUAAAAGCAAACAACUGCUCUUCUACUGACUUGGGUCUAAAGAAGAAUGAUCCUUAUGUUAGAGUACUCGUUAAUGGAUCGGUUGUUGAAAGAACUGUUCACGUAUUGAAUAACUCUAAUCCUGUCUGGAAUGAAGUUCUGUAUGCGCCUGUUUUGGCAGAUACUGAAGUUAUUGAACUUGAAGUAAUGGAUCAUGAGGAUUCUGGACACGACAAAUCCCUAGGAUAUGUCAAAGUUCCGGUUAAAAGCUUCAAAAAUGCUGCAAAUAAGAUUGGAAAAACUGAAAUGGCUAACCGAAUUUUUGGUACCGAUGAGGUUGAGGCAUUAAAGUUGGUCUCCCGCAAGGGAAGCUCUACCCGUGCUACCUUAACGGUAAACUGUGAUUUCCGCCCUUGCCUAAGACUUUCAUCUGACGAUGAACCUUCUGGCAACGAAGAGGAAAGUAAGAUUACUACUGCUGAACCCGUGAAUGACGAAUCUGAAAUUUCUAGUAUAAUUAGUGUUAGUGAAGCUACCAAGUAUCCUUCUGGCAUUUCCAUGAUGACUAUUAAGUCGGCUGAGCUUCAAACAGAAGGAAUUGCUUUAAGAGUUUUCACUGAUAAUGCCGCCUUCCCAUGCUUAAAAACCGGCACAGCUGGUAGUAAAACACCCCGUUGGUCUGCCUUUGGUUUAUCUAUGAUUAGAGAACUCCAAUAUUCUGAAACUACAUUUCAGUUAACUGAUGGUUCUCCCAAAAAUCCUAAGGUUAUAGCUGAGCAUACCGAAAAAACCUCGAAACUUAUUAGCGAAUCUUUGGGACAUGUGUAUCCAGUUGAUAUUCAAGGAUCAAAUGGUGAAGUGAAUAGAGUUAGAAUUUCGAUGAAUUAUCUCCCUGUGCCUAUGCUUUUGAACCCAGUUGAGAGCUUUAUCAACACUGGUUUGUUGCACUUCAAUUUGUAUAACGGAAAAGACCUCCCCAUAGGUGAUAUUCGCUCAUCGGAUCCUUUCGUUUCAUUGAAGACGAACGAUAAGGAAGUUUACAAGAGUAAGGUCAUUAAGAAGAACUUAAAUCCUGUUUGGGAUGAAGAAACCGAUAUCGUAAUUCAAAACCGUGCCCUAGACGUGUUUAAAUUAGUAUGCUACGAUUGGGAUAUGGGUGAGGCUGCUGAUGUUCUGGGUAGUCACCUUAUAGAUCUUCUCGCAUUAGAACCCAACGUUCAAUCUCAACAUGAACUUAACCUUGAUGGAAAACGUGGACAGAUUAGUGUUGGUAUGAGGUUUGAACCUGGUUGGUACCGAAGAUCUCCUGAAUUAGAUGCUUCCCUUGCUGAUAACUUUUUUUCUGUUGCUGACAAAGGUGCUAAACUAUUGGUUGGAGGUAUUGGAGCUGCUGGUGGUCUUGCCCUAAAUGGAGUUGGUUCAGCUGGUGGUCUCGCCUUGAACGGAGUCGGAGCUGCUGGCGGUCUUGCCUUAAGUGGAGUUGGUGCUGCCGGUGGCCUAGGUGGCAAAGCCGUAUCUGGAUUUACCGGAACAGGAAAGAAUUUGUUUAAAGGUGUUACUGGAAAAGGAUCUAAAGCUAGUCGAAACAAUGAGCAAGGUGAUACUAUGAGCACCCAAACUGGCUCUACGUUUGGACCAAGAUCGUCUACCGGUAAACAAGAGCCCUCAAAAUUCAAACUCUUUGUUACGACUGGUAAUGAUUGUCCUCAAAAGCUUGUAAAGGUUGUAAUUACCGAUAAGCAAGGUCGGUCAUAUAAGACAAAGUCACACAGAGGUCCUUCUCCAAAGUGGAAUGAGCAUAUACCUGUCAGGUUUAACCCAGGUGACAGCUUGCAUGUUUCUUUAAUUAUUUCUAACUUAAUUGGGCACAGUAAAUUUGGCGAAGCUACGUUUAGUGAAGCUGCCGUGGGUACUUUCAAGGUUCCCUUCAACGGUGCUGCUACUUCAGUGGAGAUGAGAGUUGAAUCUGCUUAAUCUCUGUCAAUGUUUCAUCUUUAUCCUUUAUUAACUGAAUAAUUUUUUUGUAGCAUUGUCAAUUUGCUUUGUUUUAAUUUGCUUAUACAGCAUUAUUGAUCAUCUAAUUGCUAAUAUAGAAUGAAAUGCGAUAUUCAAACGCAGAAAAGAGAGUUUCUAUUUGUAAAUUAAAGAUCGUAAAACUAUUCAAAUAACCAAACGG